Mangifera indica (mango) is the source of this 3289-nucleotide messenger RNA. RefSeq names its product pentatricopeptide repeat-containing protein At2g03880, mitochondrial. Gene Ontology annotation, molecular function: RNA binding; protein binding; zinc ion binding. The transcript has a single exon. NCBI's taxonomy places the organism in Eukaryota, Viridiplantae, Streptophyta, Magnoliopsida, Sapindales, Anacardiaceae. The record is from RefSeq and is a predicted model, not a curated record. The coding region runs from base 370 to 2799 and encodes 809 amino acids. Gene Ontology annotation, biological process: RNA modification.
ACUUGUGGCGGAGUAUAUAGCUUAUGGUACAUGAGUAAGUAACCUUAAAAAAAAAAAAAAAAUCGGAUAAUGGUGGACAGUGUGAAGGGGGUGACUAAGGUGGCAGGAGGGUUUAUAGUCAAUAACAAAAUACCAAAACAUAAUUUUAAAUUUUGUAAACAAAAGUACGGCAACAAAUAAGUACCCGAUUGGAAAUGAUGCCAAAAAUCGACACCUUUAUUUGAAUGGACCCGACUAAGUUUCCGCCAAGUUGCUUCGAACCAAGGCCUGAAGUCACCUCUCUGACACACAAGGACCCAGGUUUUUGGAUGAUAGUACUCUCCUUGAUUGUGAAUUUAUGUUCUUAACCCGCUAGAAAAAGUGGCGGUUAUGUUCAAAUUCAAUUUCAAAUUUCUAAAUUUGUCUUGCUACUCUCGAAACAAGCUCUUUGAAUUAGUUCGUUACGUCCAUAAUGCUGUAAGUAUCACUCAGUCUACGUUUGAAUUGAACCGGGUAUUGAAUGAUUUAUCUAAAUCGGGUCGAAUAGAUGAAGCAAGAGACCUGUUUGACAAAAUGUCCGAUAGAGAUGAAUUUACCUGGAACACGAUGAUUUCUGGUUAUGCCAAUUCAGGAAGAUUAGAUGACGCUAAAAUUCUAUUUAAUGAGAUCCCAUUAAAGAAAUCCAUCACAUGGUCUUCUCUCAUAUCUGGGUAUUGUCAAUGCGGAUGUGAUAUUGAAGCAUUUGAGUUGUUUUGGAAAAUGCUGAUUGAGGGACAAAAACCUAGCCAGUACACCAUGGGUAGCAUUCUUAGGUUGUGCUCUUUAAAGGGUUUGCUUCAGAGAGGAGAACAGAUUCAUGGGUAUGUUUUAAAGACUUGUUUUGAUUCUGAUGUUUUUGUUGUUACUGGUCUUGUUGACAUGUAUGCAAAGUGCAAGCGCAUUUUGGAAGCCGAAUAUAUCUUUAAAAUGAUGCCUGAUGAGAAGAAUCAUGUGACCUGGACUACCAUGGUAACUGGAUAUUCUCAAAACGGUUACGGGUUUAGAGCAAUUGAGUGUUUCCGAGACAUGAAAGCUGAAGGUGUUGAGUGUAAUCAAUACACUUUCCCUGGUAUAUUGACGGCAUGUGCAGCUGUUUCAGCCUAUGAUUUUGGAGAACAGGUGCAUGGUUGUAUAGUUAGGAGUGGUUUUGGAGCCAACAUUUUUGUUCAAAGUGCAUUGGUUGAUAUGUAUGCUAAAUGCAGGGAUUUGAAUAGUGCAAGGAAGUUGUUAGUGAGUAUGGAGGUUGAUGAUGUGGUUUCUUGGAACUCCAUGAUAGUUGGGUGUGUGAAGCAUGGGUACAAAGAGGAAGCUCUGUCUUUGUUCAAGAAAAUGCAUGCAAGAGAAAUGAAGAUAGAUGAUUUUACUUUCCCUUCUGUUUUAAACUGUUUUGCUUCCAAUAUGGAUAAGAAAAAUGCAGUCUCUGUCCAUGGUUUAAUCGUGAAAACUGGAUUUGAGGAUUACAAGCUGGUGAAAAAUGCACUCCUUGACAUGUAUGCUAAGUUGAGACGACUAGAUUGUGCAGUUAUGUUGUUUAACCAUAUGCAAGACAAGGAUGUAAUCUCCUGGACCUCCUUGGUUACAGGAUAUGCACACAAUGGCUAUUAUGAAGAAGCCCUUAAAUUUUUCCGUGACAUGAAGAUCACAGGUAUAUGUCCUGAUGAAAUUAUUCUUGCCAGCAUUUUGAGUUCCAGUGGAGAACUGACAGUUUUGGAAUUUGGGAAACAAGUUCAUGCAACCCUUCUGAAAUCUGGCCUUGGAUCUUCUCUAUCUGUGGAUAAUUCCCUUGUGAUGAUGUAUGCUAAGUGUGGAUGCAUAGAAGAUGCUAAUCGUGUUUUUGAAUCUAUGAGAUCUCGGGAUGUAAUUACCUGGACAGCUCUAAUAGUUGGUUAUGCACAAAAUGGAAAAGGAAAGGAUUCCUUAAAAUUUUAUCAUCAGAUGCUUGCUAGUGGCAUAAAGCCAGACUUCGUCACUUUUAUUGGCUUACUAUUUGCUUGCAGCCAUGCUGGUCUAGAGGAAAAUGCCCGGCAAUAUUUUGAAUCAAUGGAAAAGGUUUAUCAUAUCAAACCAGGUCCUGAACACUAUGCAUGUAUUAUUGAUCUCUUGGGACGCUCCGGUAAACUCAAUGAAGCCAAGGAAUUACUUGAGCAGAUGGUUGUAGAACCGGAUGCAACUGUAUGGAAGGCACUCUUAUCUGCAUGUAGAGUACAUGGGAACUUGGAAUUGGGAGAGAGAGCAGCCAGAAAACUGUGUCAGUUAGAACCCAUGAAAGCAUUCCCAUAUAUUCUGUUAUCUAAUAUGUAUUCUGCAGCAGGUAAAUGGGAAGAUGCUGCGAAAAUUCGGAAGUUAAUGAAAUCAAGGGGGAUAGCUAAGGAACCUGGCUGUAGUUGGGUUGAAAUGAACAGCCAAGUGCACAUAUUCACAUCGGAAGACAGAGAGCAUCCGAUGACCGCUCAGAUUUAUUCCAAGAUUGAUGAGAUCAUGAUAUUGAUCAAGGAAGUUGGUUAUGUACCAGACAUGAAUUUUGCACUUCAUGAUAUGGAUAAAGAGAACAAGGAGCUUGGUUUGGCAUAUCACAGUGAAAAAUUGGCCAUUGCUUUUGCACUUCUGACGGUACCUAAGGGAGCACCUAUUCGAAUAUUCAAGAAUCUCCGGGUUUGUGGAGACUGCCACACUGCAAUGAAAUGCAUUUCAGGAGUAUAUCUCAGGCACAUUAUCCUGAGGGAUUCUAACCGUUUUCAUCAUUUCAAAGGAGGAAAAUGUUCGUGUGGAGACUACUGGUAGAAAUUAAAUCUUCAUCAGCAAUAUGUUAGUUUCUGUUCAAGGGGCACGAAAUCAGAGGCUGGAUCAAUGGCUGUCAGGGAUGGGUUCAAACUUAAUCGUGGUUGAAUCCAAAAUAAUUAGUUUAAGCCCACCACUAUUCAAGCGCGCCUCACUCAAUUGGUUGUUCUGUUUGCCAGAGAAGCCUUUGAAAAGUUAUUGGCGCAUACGAAGAAAGUGGUACCAAAUGAAGAAUAUUGGGAAAGAAAAAAAAGAAUAAAAUCACUAAAAGAGAUAAAUUUGUCUGCAAUUUUUCGUCGACUUAACUUGAUCUCAGCUGAAAGCAUCCCUGCUAGAGUUCAACUUAUUCUAAUCAAACAUCAAACCAGCUCAGAUUGUCAAUGGUUUCUCAGUUUUUUUUUUUUUCAAAAAUAGCGGCGUUUGAACAUUCUUUCUGUUAUUUAUUUGUGGCCCACUUUAUUAAUAAAUAGUUGAAAAUAUCUUCAAUGGUCAA